Molecule: messenger RNA, 944 nt
Organism: Parathielavia appendiculata
Lineage: Eukaryota; Fungi; Ascomycota; Sordariomycetes; Sordariales; Chaetomiaceae
Product: ARF/SAR superfamily
Exons: 4
Coding region: 65-607 (180 amino acids)
Biological process (GO): vesicle-mediated transport; intracellular protein transport
Cellular component (GO): cytoplasm; Golgi apparatus
Molecular function (GO): GTPase activity; GTP binding
Source: RefSeq, a predicted model, not a curated record
AUCUGGUUCCUCCUCCCCUUUACCACACCGAUACUCCUGGUCCCUCUGUGCCACGACAGCAAAGAUGGGUCAGACCGUGUCAUGGCUCUCCAACCUCAUCUGGGCCAAGAAAGAGAUCAGGAUCUUGAUCUUGGGAUUGGAUAAUGCUGGCAAGACGACACUCCUCUACAGGCUCAAGAUUGGCGAAGUAGUAACAACGAUACCCACGAUCGGGUUCAACGUCGAGUCGGUGACAUACGGGAAGCUGAACUUCAAUGUAUGGGAUCUGGGCGGGCAAACAAGCAUCAGGCCAUACUGGCGAUGCUACUAUGCCAACACAGCAGCCGUCAUCUUCGUCGUGGACUCGACCGAUAUCGAACGUUUGCAGACCGCAGCAGACGAACUCGCCGCCAUGUUGAACGAGGACGAGCUGAAGGAUGCUGCCCUCUUGGUCUUCGCAAACAAGCAGGAUCAGCCAGGCGCAAAGGGGGCGGCCGACAUCUCGCAAGCACUGCGGCUAGGCGAGCUCAGAGACAGGAACUGGAGCAUCAUGGCGUGCAGUGCGGUGGAAGGGUCGGGUAUCAAAGAAGGGAUGGACUGGCUGUCGCAAACCGUAUCACAGGAUUAGAGGGCGGACCGGGGCUGGGACAUAGGGAAGUGGUUUCUGUAUAUGACAAGUUCACCUCUUCUGACAUUCCGGCCAAUCUUGGGUAUUGGGCAAGGUAAUUGGCCUUGCGGCGUUUGGGCAGAGAGUCGCCUUGGUACAUGGACGAUACGUUAUGCGAUGGCGCAGGGUGCAUCAGUAAGGGCGGGUGAGCGUUCGGCACAUGGAUACAUAAGACUUAAGUUUCUAAUACAAUGGACGGCUAGCGCCGCAGGGGCUCGCGUUUCUUUUCAUAGUUUUCGGCACCCAUUCUCGACGCAAGUCGUAGUUAUAGUGACGGCCCUAGAAGACCAGACCGGUA